AUGAGCAACUCCCGGAAUAACCGGGUGAUGGUGGAAGGGGUCGGGGCCCGGGUGGUGCGCGGCCCGGACUGGAAGUGGGGAAAGCAGGACGGUGGCGAGGGCCAUGUGGGCACGGUCCGGAGCUUCGAGAGCCCCGAGGAGGUGGUGGUAGUGUGGGACAACGGAACCGCGGCCAACUACCGCUGCUCCGGGGCCUACGACUUGCGCAUCCUGGACAGCGCGCCCACCGGCAUCAAGCAUGAUGGAACCAUGUGUGAUACCUGCCGUCAGCAACCAAUCAUUGGUAUUCGAUGGAAAUGUGCGGAAUGUACGAAUUAUGACUUGUGCACAGUUUGCUAUCAUGGAGAUAAACAUCAUUUGAGGCAUCGCUUUUAUAGAAUUACUACACCAGGAAGUGAGCGGGUUCUGUUAGAGUCUCGUAGAAAAUCUAAGAAGAUUACAGCCAGAGGGAUCUUUGCAGGUGCCAGAGUGGUACGAGGAGUGGACUGGCAGUGGGAAGAUCAGGAUGGAGGAAAUGGACGCAGAGGAAAGGUAACAGAAAUCCAAGACUGGAGUGCAUCAAGCCCACAUAGCGCAGCUUAUGUUCUCUGGGAUAAUGGUGCUAAGAACCUUUACAGAGUUGGCUUUGAGGGCAUGUCUGAUCUGAAGUGUGUCCAGGACGCCAAAGGAGGUUCUUUUUACAGAGAUCAUUGUCCUGUGCUAGGUGAGCAGAAUGGCAACAGGAAUCCAGGUGGACUGCAGAUUGGUGACCUGGUAAAUAUAGAUCUUGACCUAGAAAUUGUACAGUCUUUGCAGCACGGUCAUGGAGGAUGGACUGAUGGCAUGUUUGAGACUUUAACUACUACUGGAACUGUUUGUGGCAUUGAUGAAGAUCAUGACAUUGUAGUACAAUAUCCAAGUGGCAAUAGGUGGACCUUUAAUCCUGCAGUUCUCACUAAAGCAAACAUUGUCCGAAGUGGGGAAGCUGCUCAAGGUGCAGAGGGAGGCACCUCACAGUUUCAAGUGGGUGAUCUUGUACAAGUUUGUUACGAUCUGGAAAGAAUUAAACUUCUACAAAGAGGACAUGGAGAAUGGGCUGAAGCUAUGCUCCCAACUUUAGGUAAAGUUGGCCGAGUACAACAGAUUUAUUCAGACAGUGACUUAAAGGUGGAAGUUUGUGGAACCUCUUGGACAUAUAAUCCAGCUGCAGUUUCCAAGGUGGCAUCUGCAGGAUCAGCCAUUAGCAAUGCAUCUGGUGAAAGACUCUCUCAGCUCUUGAAGAAAUUAUUUGAAACCCAGGAAUCUGGUGACCUCAAUGAAGAAUUAGUUAAGGCUGCUGCCAAUGGAGAUGUUGCUAAAGUGGAAGAUUUGUUAAAAAGACCAGAUGUGGAUGUAAACGGGCAAUGUGCUGGCCACACAGCUAUGCAAGCUGCUAGCCAGAAUGGACAUGUUGACAUUUUGAAGUUACUUUUGAAACAAAAUGUGGAUGUAGAAGCAGAGGAUAAAGACGGAGAUAGAGCCGUUCACCAUGCAGCUUUUGGGGAUGAAGGUGCUGUUAUAGAAGUACUGCACCGAGGCAGUGCUGAUUUGAAUGCUCGGAACAAGCGCCGACAGACGCCACUUCAUAUUGCUGUCAAUAAAGGUCAUCUUCAAGUUGUGAAGACUUUAUUGGACUUUGGCUGUCAUCCCAGUCUCCAGGAUUCUGAAGGUGAUACCCCUCUUCAUGAUGCAAUAAGUAAGAAACGUGAUGAUAUCCUGGCAGUUCUUCUAGAAGCUGGAGCAGAUGUUACCAUUACAAACAAUAAUGGAUUUAAUGCUCUACAUCAUGCUGCACUAAGAGGAAAUCCCAGUGCAAUGCGUGUUUUACUAUCCAAAUUACCAAGACCAUGGAUUGUAGAUGAGAAGAAAGAUGAUGGUUAUACUGCCUUGCAUCUUGCUGCACUUAACAAUCAUGUGGAAGUGGCUGAACUGUUGGUACAUCAGGGUAAUGCAAACUUGGAUAUCCAGAACGUGAACCAACAAACUGCCCUACACCUUGCUGUUGAAAGACAGCACACCCAGAUUGUGAGGCUUUUGGUCCGUGCAGGUGCCAAAUUAGAUAUUCAGGAUAAGGAUGGGGAUACUCCUUUGCAUGAAGCUUUGAGGCAUCAUACCUUGUCUCAGCUACGUCAGCUCCAAGAUAUGCAAGAUGUGGGGAAGGUCGAUGCUGCCUGGGAGCCAUCCAAAAACACAUUAAUAAUGGGACUUGGUACCCAGGGUGCAGAGAAGAAAAGUGCAGCAUCUAUUGCCUGUUUCUUGGCUGCCAAUGGCGCUGACCUUAGCAUUCGAAAUAAGAAGGGUCAGUCGCCUCUUGAUCUCUGUCCUGAUCCAAGUCUCUGCAAAGCACUGGCAAAAUGUCAUAAAGAAAAAGUCAGUGGUCAAGUGGGUUCUCGAAGUCCUUCUAUGAUUAAUAAUGAUUCUGAAACCUUAGAAGAGUGCAUGGUGUGUUCAGAUAUGAAGAGAGAUACUCUUUUUGGCCCAUGUGGACAUAUUGCUACCUGUUCUUUAUGUUCUCCACGAGUCAAGAAAUGCCUCAUCUGUAAAGAACAAGUUCAAUCCAGGACAAAGAUUGAAGAAUGCGUUGUGUGCUCUGACAAGAAAGCAGCUGUUCUUUUUCAACCUUGUGGACACAUGUGUGCUUGUGAAAACUGUGCCAGCCUCAUGAAAAAGUGUGUGCAGUGCCGGGCAGUAGUUGAACGAAGAGUGCCUUUCAUUAUGUGUUGUGGAGGGAAAAGUUCAGAAGAUGCUACUGAUGAUAUCUCAAGUGGAAAUAUUCCAGUGUUACAAAAGGACAAGGAUAAUACCAAUGUCAAUGCUGAUGUGCAAAAGUUGCAGCAACAAUUACAAGACAUUAAAGAGCAGACAAUGUGCCCUGUGUGUUUGGAUCGUCUGAAGAAUAUGAUUUUCCUCUGUGGCCAUGGGACAUGCCAGCUCUGUGGAGACCGAAUGAGUGAAUGUCCUAUUUGUCGCAAGGCUAUUGAACGAAGGAUUCUUUUGUAUUAACUAAGAACCUCAGUGUGUUUUAUUAGCUGAAGUAUUUGGUCAUGAGAUCUUAGUAAGCUUUUAAACUUAUUAGAGAUUCUAAUGAAUUAAUUUUUAAUACCAUACUUUCUUUACUAGAAUGUAAUUGUAAAUGUACUUGAACAAAAAGCUGUAUAAGACAGUGUUUAAAGCUUUUUUUUUCCUGUCUUUUAAUUUGAAAUGUCAACUCCAUGUACUUCACAGUAUUUACUUUUGGCUUCUAAGGGAAAAAUCCUUUAAGGAUCUCUUAUUAUUUUUGUUUUUAUUGCAUUUUUGUCUUACAAUUUAUAAGUUUGUUAGAUGUCAACCGAUAAACUUUCUUGUGAUCAGCUAUCCUUCAGUUCAUCGUGAUUUUAUGCAGUGAGUUGACAGAGGUACUCAGAAGAGUCAUGCAUCAAAUGAAAGGGGCAAGUUGAAUCAUUAUGUUACAUACAUUAAAUGAUAAAGUUACAGAAUGAGUUCUACAUAGUUAAGAGAAUAUUGAAGAGAAGAUUCUAUUUUUAAGAUUAAACAAAGUUACCCAAAUUAUUGUUUCUGAAUUCUUAGGGUAAAUGGAAGCAAAGAAUGAGAUAAUGACUUUGCAUUAGCAUAACUACUAGAUUUAAAUGGAACACUGUUUAAUUUGAGUCAAAUUGCUAGUUUCAAAGUGAAUGAUAGCCAUGAAAAGGAAAACUAAGCAGUCAUAUUAGGGGAACUGAUAGGGAAAUGUAUCCCGUAAAGGAGUACCUAUUAAAUAUUAACAGUUGCUUUUCUUAUGUUAAUUUACCAGCUGUUUUGUUCAGCCAGCCUUUAAAAAAAGUCUUUGAAAAGUGUACCUCAGUUUUCCCUGUGGUUACUUACCCAGGCUUGGUCUGGCUGGUGAAAUGGUUUUGCCCUGUUGGGCUUCUGGAGUUCCAUUUAGCUUUUCUCAUGUGCUGAGUAGUACCCCGCUAUCCGAGAGGAAGAAUGUAUUGUCCAAAGGCGGCAAUCUUUUUUCUCCAUUCCUAGCUAUUUUGAUAGUGUUCCUGAUUCUACUUUCAUCACAAGCCUUAUUCCAUUCUCUCUCAGAGAAUAAGGCUCACUAAAGAAAAUGUCCUGUCUUUAUACCCAGAUGAGGAUAUUGCCAACAAUAUCUAAGACAUAAUAGAUAACCGAAUAAUAAAUACUCACUUUUAGAAAGAGUGACUAGGACAUUUAUAGAAAUAUGUCUGAUAACUGAUAGAUUUUUUUUUUUACUCAAACUUUGACUCUAGAAUAUCAAAUCAUUUUCUCUCCUUUGAAUGACUAAUCUUUGCUAUGUCUAGGAUGAAUAUACAUGUAAAUAAGUGUUUUGAGGUUCAUUGCUGCUAGAAUGUAAGAUUAUCAGCUGUUUACAGUAGUGUCUAUUAUAUACUGUGUAUAAGCUUACUCUUGAGCAUACCUUCCUUUUUUGUAGUCCCCCACCUCCCCUAGACUCUGGUUCUUACUUCAAUUUUUCUGCUACAACUAAAUUUGAAAGUACUUUUGGCUGUUUAAUGGCUGCUGCCUUUGCAAGUCUUGGUGAAAACAGUGGUGAGCUUUGCUGGCUGAUUUUGUAGUCUUGGUAAUUCUGUAUCUGUGUUUAGCUGAAUUAACUUAUUACUUAGAACAGUAAAAUUUUUAUAAAUUUGAAAAUUGAAAAUUUAUAUUGACUCUACUCAGUUAUCUAAUAAAGGGCCACUGAGGCUAUUUUUUUAAAGCCAUAUUUUGAAGAUAAGAAGAUAAGACAUCUGGCAUGGUGUUCACGUAAAGAAACUAUUUUCUUUCAGACUUGAAAAUAGUGGUAAGUCAGGAUUUUUCCUUUUUUUCCAUGCUAUAGAACCCCCAUGUCUUUCCCACUAGAUCAGCUGGUCAGGAGGGAUCACCUGGCUGACUCAUGCAUAGGUUGGCCAACUAGAGAAUGUAGGGUCUAGAGCUCUGCUUUACUUACAUGCUUUUCCAUUUGUCUUUGGAGCUGCAGUGCUAAAACUUACAUCCCUAAAAGGCAAUUUUGUCUUCUAGAAUAGUGUGUCUUCUCCAUAGUAAAAAUACAGUAACUUACUAUAAAAGGCAUAAAGUCACUUCACUAUAAUUAUAGUGCUAUAUACUUGUGGGUUUUCUGUAUUUGUACCACUUUGAAAUUUGUUUGAUCAGUGGAAAAUGUUUCUCUAUUCAUGUGUUCAAGUACCUGAGAAAUUAUUUUAAAUUCAUUUUGGGUUUGUAAGAGAGAAUAAGAUUAAGAACUUAAUUUUUAAGUGACUUUUCUCUGUGAAACUACCUCUUACAUGUUUCUUAGCAGUACUUUCCCAAUUAGGUAUGUUUCCUUCUCAUUGACUCUCAAUCUUGUGCCUCAGAAGGGCUUUUAUUUUUCGUAGAAUCAUUUUAAGAAACAAAACUGACAUGCAUUCAUUCAAAAGUGUCUUUAUUGGGCUUCAGGGGCUAGAUACACAACAUUGAAAAAAUGGCCAGCAUCUUAGCACACACAAUUUAUCAUGCAGCAGUUGUAUAUUCGAAGUUAUCUGUAGUCUAAAGGAAGGGAUCCAGAGGUACAGAAAACGUUUCCUCCUGCUGUUGCGGAAGACUGUCAUGAGCAAUAUUUGGAUUCCCUCUCUGUGCUCCCUCCCUCCUACUACAUUUUCUCCUGUAUUCUUCUAACUAACAUUGUUACCCAACACACAUACAGAAAACUUACUGAAUGGUGCUAUUCUAAUUGUUUUUGUUGACAUACUUUAAUAUUCUUACUGCUUAUACUGUAUACAUAUUUAAUUUUGUUGGGAGCAAGAACGCUUUUCAAAAGAUCAUUUUGUAUUAGUAUAAGAAUAUUAGACAAGUGUUCUGUUCAGCUGGCUGAAUUAUUCUUGGGUAGGAUAUUUGUAUUGUUACAUUGCAAACUGACCAGUCAGCUACUGAGGCAUAAAAUAAAUUGAUAAUGUUGAACAUAACUUUAUUAAAUUUAUAUCUUUGAUGGCUUUAGCCUGUAAGAUCAUUUUAACAUAUUGGAAUGCAUGUUGCUUAAGAUUUGUCCAAUUCAAAUUUUAAAGCUUGCUGGGUUAUUUUUAAAUAGUAGAAAUUAUACUGUCUAGUUAUGUGUUGCCCAACUACUAUUCUUUGUUUAUUAUGAAUUUUAGACCUCUUUGAACUAGAAAAUGGACUUCUGAACUGAAUUAGUGAUGGGGUAGCACAGGGAGGACAGUAGGGAGAUACAGCAAGUAAAAAGAAAAGUCAGUGUUUGAGUGUAGAGAAAGGGAUCAUACAGAUUUCAUCAAAACAGUAAGUGGCAAGUAUAUUUAAUUGAAUAAUAAAAAAGGUGUUCCAAUCAAUUUUUAGUGUAGUUUAAUUGAUCAUUUUAGGCUUUAAUACAGCUUGCUUAAAAAAAAAAUCCCAAAGGAAAAGCACUUAUCUUCUCAGGAUGUUCAAAAUAUUUUAUAGUAAUAAUUUGUGUAAAAAUUGAAUUUUUUGAACAGAAUGUUUUUGCAUUUUUUUUAAUUUUGGUAAAACAACACAAUAUGAAAGUUACUAUCUUAACCAUUUUAGAGUACACACAGUAGUGUUCAUUAUAUUCACAUUGUUGUAAAACAGAUCUCCAUCAAUUUCUCAUCUUGCAAAACUGAAACUCUGUAUCUGUAAAACAACAUUUCCCCCAGUGGAAUAGAAAUGUGAUUAAAUGUAAGUCAAGAAACACCUGAAUUAUAUUAAUAGUUUAUUUGUUUGCAAGAUCUGAAACCAUGAUGAACGUCAAGUUCCUGAAAUUGGGGUGCCAGAAUCUCUUCCCUCCCUCCAGGUCCUUAUCAGUCGUAAUUGAGUAGGGUUUAAAUGUCUGUUAAUUGAGAGGGUUUGUUAUUUCAUUUUGAGCCAGAGGGGAGAAACACAUUUUAAACCUUAAUUAGAAUUUAGGUUAGCUUUGAAGUUGUACUAAAUUGGGAAGGUAAUAAAUUUUCACAAAUUAUGUGUACCUAGUUGUUGAAAAUGUCAAUUGUCUAAGUCUACUUGUAAGAGCCUCAAAAUAUUUUUUUCUCUCAAAGGCCUAAUUUUAUUUGCUUAAAUAUUAUGAUAGGAAUGCUUACUGAUAUUACUUGAUAAUCAUAUAAUAGCCUUGGAACUUUAACAUAUAGACGUAUAUAAUUAUAGCAGUAUUAAUAAUUACAGUUGUACUUCUUUAAAACAUUAAAUUUGAGGAAAAACUAUUUAAUGCUGUCUCACGUGUACCUUGCUUUGCUACAGUGAGGGGGAAAUCCUUUAGAUUGAGCAUUAAUUUGCUGAUAAAUGGUUAGUAGUGGGUGAAACUAGAGUAUAAAAAAAUAUGAACUAGGUAGUGGAUCUGAAGAAUUAAAAUUGUAAGUUGUUGCAUUGGUAUUUUCUACCUCCUUUUCUGUCAGAGUAUUACUUUUCCAGCAUUAUUGUUAUUUGUAAUGAAGGAGACAGAAAUCUGGGAUGCAAACUGAGAAUUCUAUUUUCAUAAGGAUUUAAGCAGUAGGUACAGAAAGAGUAACUUGCCACAUCAAUUUGGUGCCUAAAUCCAUUACUACAAGUUAUAAGUGACAUGUGCAAAAUAUAUUAGAUAAUAUUGCUGAAUAUUUUACUUUUCCUGUACAGUCUACAUGACUUUGUUUCAUAAACAUGACUUACUUCCUCCAAAUAGCAAAAUAGUCUUGUAAUUUUCUAUAAAAUAAACAAAUAGGCCAUUUUGUCUGAAAUCUGUAAUUCAGGAAGCUAUUGAAAGUUCUGACUCAGGGCUUUUUAACAGUUGUUAAGUAUAUUUUGGGAAAUCCAUCUACAUAAUUCUUCAGUGCCUUGAAGGAAUUAUUAACUUGGCAGCACUAAUAAACCUUUAUAGAAGGUGGUCUUUAGUAAAUGUGUAUAAUCAGAUACACGUUUAUAAGUCCUGUUGCUUAUCUUAUUAGGAGGAUACUGCGUGUGUGCUAGGUAUUGGGUAAUUCUUUAAAGGAUGUUUUCUAGAUUUGCACCUGAUACUUGUUUUUCAACUGAUUAUUUAUGGCCAUGGCACUGUUACCAGAAAAGUAAUUCUGUGUUAAGUCAUUAUAUGUAAAGUCAUGUACAGUAGCAUCUGGGAAGAGGAUAUGGGGUUGUACAAUUUAGCUAUUUUAAUAUAAAAGGAGGAUCUAUUUGGUAAAAACAGAUUAUCUUCCUUCGAGUGAAAAAAAAAGACCUCUACGUAGGUGAAAGAAAAAAAUUUUUAAAGGUAAUCACUGUUUGCAUAGCAUUCAUAAAGCUAGUCUUACUAUUUGAUUUCAUAAAAGUUGUUUUUCUGUUUAGUAUGCUUGUGUCAUCUAAAUACACUAUGUUCAGUGAUAGAAAACAAUUUGACUCAGUAUUUUGUUUUGUAUUUUUUCCACUGUUUUUUAGCUUUUACUUGAUUAAAGUCUUGUUUGUGAGUAUAGUUUGUUUCUCUAUGGCAAAUGAUUUUUGCUUAUCAGCUCUUGUUAAAAAAGGCCUAGCAAGAGCUAAGCUUUUAAAAAUAAAUGCAAACAUUCACCAUCAAUAAAACCUAUGAUGUAAUAUCAUUAUACAAUGCUUUUCUUUGAUCUUUUGAAACUAUUCUUUAUAAAAGUAUACAUGAGUUUUUACUUUUAAGGUAUUUGAAAACAAAUCUCAAUAUAUCAAAUCUAUUAUUAUUGGAAAGGAAAUUAUCAUGUCUUUGAGAAACAAAGACAUUAUUAACAUCUCUAACUCAGUGUAAUACAGGUGCCCACAUCUAGAAGGCUGUCAUCGCAAUUGCUUACAUUUAAGGUACCUCUUUCUAAAGGGCCAAAGAAGUUUCUCAUAUUUUAACACGUCUCACUCUUUCAAGAUUAAGAUAUAUUGUGAAAAUAGUCUGAGUAGUUUUAAGUUUGACAGAAAAAAAGUUCAACUGGUUAGGAAGACACACCUUUUUCUAUAAAACGUUUGUUCUUCACAAUUCAAAUGUAGAUUGCAUUUUCAAGAGACAUUUUAAAGAAAUGACUUAUUUGGUAUUUUUAGGGCUUUGUGACUAAAUCAGUAAUUGAAUGGUUUAGGGGUUAUUUUAGUUUUCAAGUUAAUAGAAGCACUUAUUUGUUGUUAUUGAAAGGUUGUCUAGUUCAAAAAAGUAUGUGUAUCUCGGAUGUUUAAGAGGAAAACCAUCCGAAACAAAAUCUUUUAAUUGUUUAUUUGAAAAAAGCAUAUGUAUUCCAACUUUAAAAUUGUGAAUUUAUUUUUUGGUAACCUCUGUUUCUGGGUUUAUUUCUUUUGCUGUAUAAUUAGAUAUUUCAUGGCAAUAUUUUUUUACUAGAUUUAAACUCUGUAUAGAUUUUUAAAAUAAAGACAUUUAGAAAACCUGA
Manis pentadactyla (Chinese pangolin) is the source of this 9332-nucleotide messenger RNA. RefSeq names its product MIB E3 ubiquitin protein ligase 1 (gene MIB1). Gene Ontology annotation, molecular function: protein binding; ubiquitin-protein transferase activity; zinc ion binding. Gene Ontology annotation, biological process: protein ubiquitination. Bases 1 to 3021 code for a protein of 1006 amino acids. Lineage: Eukaryota; Metazoa; Chordata; Mammalia; Pholidota; Manidae. The transcript has 21 exons. Gene Ontology annotation, cellular component: cytoplasm. The record is from RefSeq and is a predicted model, not a curated record.